Messenger RNA from Endocarpon pusillum Z07020, 2814 nucleotides. RefSeq names its product Protein transport protein sec24. The transcript has 3 exons. The record is from RefSeq and is a predicted model, not a curated record. Gene Ontology annotation, cellular component: COPII vesicle coat; endoplasmic reticulum exit site. Bases 1 to 2814 code for a protein of 937 amino acids. Gene Ontology annotation, molecular function: SNARE binding; zinc ion binding. Lineage: Eukaryota; Fungi; Ascomycota; Eurotiomycetes; Verrucariales; Verrucariaceae. Gene Ontology annotation, biological process: COPII-coated vesicle cargo loading; endoplasmic reticulum to Golgi vesicle-mediated transport; intracellular protein transport.
AUGACGACACCACAAGGAGGAUACCCUCCGCAGGAUGCAUAUGCUCCGAAUCCAGCAGAACCAUACAACCAGGCGCAGUAUGACGCUACAUCUCCUCCUGGCACAGCAGCUGGCGUGGUACCUGCACCAGGCGCCGGUGCUGGACGGAAAAAACGAGCAUAUGCCGGUCAAGCUUAUGAUUUUGGAGCAGGAGCCAAUGCAGCGCUGGGCGGGCAGCAGCAGGGUGGAGGAGCAUACGAGGGAGGCUUUACUCAACAAGCACAUGAGGCUGGUUAUCCCCAAGGAGGAUAUCAGCAGAGCGCAGCUGCUCCAGCGCAGAGCCCUGGCAUUGGCCAACCACCGAUAGCAGGGGUUGGAGGCUAUCAACCUCCAGUUCCAGUUUAUCCAGGCCAGCAGCCAGGGAUGAACAGUAUGACUCAACAGUUUGGUCAGAUGGACAUGAGCCAAAAACCGGCCUCUGCUGCCCCUAGUUCUACAGCUCGUCCGCUAGCACUCAAUCAGCUCUAUCCGAUUGAUCUACUAAACACGCCUUUCAAUGUUGCCGAGCUUGACUAUCCCCCUCCGCCUGCUAUAUUACCACAGAAUACCAGCGUAACGCCAUCACCUGAUGCAAAUUGUCCGCCCAAGUAUGUUAGAUCUACACUUAACGCAGUCCCCACCACGCACUCCUUACUCAAAAAGUCUCGUCUCCCUUUGGCCCUCGUCAUUCAACCAUAUUCUUCCCUCCACGAUGCCGAAGAUCCCGUCCCUAUUGUUCCGGACCAGGUUAUAUCACGAUGUCGAAGAUGUCGGUCUUACAUCAACCCUUUCGUGACCUUCCUAGAUCAUGGUCACCGGUGGCGGUGUAACAUGUGCAACCUUACCAACGAUGUACCUCAGGCUUUUGAUUGGGAUGCUGCAAACCAGAAGGGACUUGAUAGAUGGCAGAGGCCUGACUUGAACCAUGCUGUGGUCGAGUUUGUCGCCCCGCAAGAGUACAUGGUCCGGCCACCACAGCCUCUAGUAUAUCUCUUUCUCGUUGACGUGAGCUAUGCUUCUGUUACCAGUGGUCUUCUUGCAACAACUGCAAGGUGCAUCAGAGAAAGCCUCGAUCGAAUACCAAAUGCAGAUCGCAGGACUCGGCUAGGCUUCAUUGCUGUUGAUUCCAGCUUGCACUAUUUUUCGAUACCAAGGGACGAUACUGAGAAUGUGGAGACAAGUAUGUUGGUCGUUAGCGAUCUUGAUGAACCUUUUCUACCUACGCCCGGUGAUCUACUGGUCACGAUGACAGAGUGUCGUGAGAAUAUUGAGGCUUUCUUAGACAAGCUACAAGAAAUGUUCCAGAAUACGCAGAAUGGCGGCUCAUGUAUGGGAUCUGCUCUUCGAGCCGGUCACAAGCUUAUAGGACCUGUGGGAGGUAAGAUGACGGUCAUCACAGCAUCUUUGCCCAACCUCGGACACGGAAAGCUGGAAAUGCGAGAAGACAAGAAAGCACUGGGCACUAGCAAAGAAAGUGCUCUGUUGCAGACUGGAAACAGUUUUUACAAGGCUUUCGCUGUGGAAUGCUCCAAGCAACAGAUCUCUAUUGACAUGUUUCUGUUCUCCUCGCAGUAUCAAGACGUGGCUUCACUAAGCAACCUACCACGAUACACUGGUGGACAAACAUACUUCUACCCAGGAUGGAAUGCUGCACGAGAGGAGGACGCCAUGAAGUUUGCAACGGAAUUCUCCGACUAUUUGUCUUCCGAGAUUGGUCUUGAAGCUGUACUUCGAGUUCGAGCAACUACUGGUUUGAGGAUGAGUACCUUUUACGGCAACUUCUUCAAUCGUAGCUCCGACCUGUGCGCCUUUCCUGCGUUCCCGCGCGACCAGGCUUAUGUUGUUGAAGUUGCGAUUGAUGAGAGCAUCACCAAGCCUGUAGUCUGCAUGCAAACCGCCGUACUUCACACUACCUGCAAUGGAGAACGACGAAUACGAGUGAUGACACUGGCGCUUCCCACAACGCAAAUCCUAGCUGACGUUUAUGCCUCAGCCGAUCAAGCAGCAAUCGCAACAUACUUUAGCCACAAAGCUGUGGAGCGAACACUGGGCAGCGGCCUCGAAGCGGCUCGAGAUGCAUUGCAAGCAAAAUUGAUAGAAAUGCUUUCGACCUAUCGAAAAGAACUAGCCGGUGGUAAUAUGGGCGGCGGUGGCCUGCAAUUCCCAGCCAAUCUCCGUGGGCUGCCGGUCCUCUUCUUGGGAUUGAUGAAGAAUCUGGGUCUACGAAAGUCCUCGCAGAUCCCAACCGAUAUGCGCUCGGCUGCACUUUGCCUCCUGUCGACCCUACCACUUCCGCUUCUCAUUCAGUACGUAUAUCCAAAAAUGUACUCAUUACAUGAUAUGCCAGACGAUGCUGGGGUUUUUGACGAGCAAUCUGGUGGGAUUGCCCUCCCACCGCCAUGCAAUUUGUCUUCUGAGAGACUGGCACCCUAUGGACUCUACCUGAUUGAUGACGGCCAGACACAGUUUCUCUGGGUCGGCAGAGACGCUGUGCCUCAGCUCGUCCAGGAUGUCUUUGGAAUCCCAGACAAAACUCAACUGAGAGUGGGAAAACAGACGCUGCCUGUUUUAGAAAACGAUUUCAACGAGCGAGUCAGAGCGAUCAUUGCGAAAAGCAGAGACCACAGAUCCAAAGGCGUGGGCAGCAUCGUUGUACCACAUAUGUACGUCGUCAAGGAGGACGGAGAGCCUGGGUUAAGAUUGUGGGCCCAGACGAUGCUGGUGGAGGACCGUGCAGAUCAAGGUGUAAGCUUACAGCAGUGGAUGGGCAUGCUGAGAGAAAAGGUGAUGCAAUGA